Messenger RNA from Fraxinus pennsylvanica, 1491 nucleotides. The record is from the annotation of a GenBank genome assembly. NCBI's taxonomy places the organism in Eukaryota, Viridiplantae, Streptophyta, Magnoliopsida, Lamiales, Oleaceae.
AUGAAUGAAAACAAGCAGAAAAAGCGAAGGAGAAGGGAGAAUGCAGGCAUUAUUGAAGAAAAAACUGGUGAAAAUCAAGGUGGGGUGAAGACAAAAGAGUUGAAGGAGAUCUUAACUUCAUUGAUUUUGCUUGAAGAUCAAGAAAAGAACGAGCAAGAAGAGUUCGCCAAGGCGAAUAGGGAAGAGAGGAUUCAAUUCGAGGAAAAUCAGAAGAAGAAAACAUGCACAAUGAUGGACUAUUACUCGAAAUUUCAAGAAAGUUAUAAAGAUUUGGAUCAAAUUGAUGGGGUUAGAAGAAGAAAAACUCGUGCUGAUGCUCUUGCUGUUGCAAUUGGUGCACUGACAGUGGAGAAUUCAGUUUCAAUUUCUGAUGAGAAUAGUAUAGAUAACCGGGGUAAUAUAGCAGCCAGGACUGGCGUUGGCCCCGGCCGGCGGCUGUGGGUUAAGAAUAGAUCGACUGAUUGGUGGGAUCAAUGCAACAGCCCUGAAUUCCCUGAAGACGAAUUCAAAAGGGCAUUUAGAAUGGGGAAAAGUACAUUUGAAAUGAUAUGUAAUGAAUUGAGUUCUGUUGUGGCAAAGGAGAAUACUAUGUUGAGGGAUGCAGUUCCUGUAAAACAAAGAGUGGCUGUAUGUAUAUGGAGAUUGGCCACAGGGGAGCCUCUUAGGCUCGUUUCGCAGCGGUUUGGAUUGGGGAUUUCGACUUGCCAUAAGCUCGUGCUCGAGGUUUGUUCUGCAAUAAGGAAGGUUUUGAUGCCCAAGUACUUGCAAUGGCCGGAUGAGGAGAAUGUGAGGAGGAUUAAGGACGAGUUUGAGGCGAUUUCCGGGAUACCUAACAUCGUUGGAGCAAUGUAUACGACUCAUAUACCGAUCAUUGCUCCUAAGAAUAGUGUGGCUGCAUACUUUAACAAAAGGCACACAGAGAGAAAUCAAAAGACUUCAUAUUCGAUUACAGUUCAAGGUGUUGUUGACCCGAGGGGAGUGUUUACGGAUGUGUGCAUUGGUUGGCCUGGAUCAAUGCCCGAUGAUCAGGUUUUGGAGAAAUCCGCACUUAACCAAAGGGCGAAUGCAGGGCUCUUGGAGGGUGUUUGGAUUGUCGGGGGUUCUGGAUAUCCUUUAAUGGAUUGGGUGUUGGUGCCUUAUUCGCAACAGCAUUUGACGUGGACGCAACAUGCUUUCAAUGAGAAGAUCGGGGAGAUUAAGAUGAUCACAAAGGAAGCAUUCGCAAGAGUGAAAGGGAGAUGGACUUGUUUGCAGAAACGGACUGAGAUGAAACUUGAAGACUUGCCUGUAGUUCUUGGAGCUUGUUGCGUUUUGCACAACAUAUGUGAGCUGAGGAACGAGGAAAUGGAGCCGGAGCUUGACUUUGAGCUUGUGGACGAUGAAAUGGUCCCCGAGAUUGGGUUAAGAUCAGCUAACGCGAUGAAAGCUAGGGAAACAAUUGCUCAUAAUCUUUUGCAUCAUAACCACACGGGGACAUCGUUUAUGUCGUAG